This is a messenger RNA of Arvicanthis niloticus (Nile rat), 2968 nucleotides long. RefSeq names its product zinc finger protein 146 (gene Znf146). NCBI's taxonomy places the organism in Eukaryota, Metazoa, Chordata, Mammalia, Rodentia, Muridae. Gene Ontology annotation, biological process: regulation of transcription by RNA polymerase II. Gene Ontology annotation, molecular function: DNA-binding transcription factor activity, RNA polymerase II-specific; RNA polymerase II cis-regulatory region sequence-specific DNA binding. The record is from RefSeq and is a predicted model, not a curated record.
GGAGUGCGCAGACGCAGGGGCAGCGAGUGGACAUUUUGGUCUUUGUCCGCGGGUCAGCACGGGCGUCUGGUCCACGUGGCGCCGAAGUAGGAGAAGCAGCUGAGGAAUGACAAGCACACAGAGCAACACCGACAUCUGGAGGUCAGUUGAGUCCACCAAGGAGAGUAGUGAGCGUAAGAACUGGAACACUCCGGUCUGUGCUUAUAGACUUCAUUUCUUUUCUUUCAUAACAGACUUCAAUUUUUAAAAGGCAAAACAUUUUUCAAAGCUUAAAGCUUUGAGCUUGAAACAUAAUUUAGAUUUAAACAGAAAGUUCUAUGAGAACAACUCCUCUGCUUUAUACAGUUUGGAAAUCCUCUACGGUACGUAGUCUUCCUGCUAAGAGUGGCUUGUAAGUAGAGUGCAGUGUGGAAAUGAUGCCUGCAUCUUGUUAGUGGAGAGCGUAGACCAGAGGAAAAGCCUCAGAGUUUCCUGAAGGUGGGAAGCAUUUACUUAAGUGUCCUGUCUCCCUAAACAAAGAAGUCAUGCUGAGAGGAAGCCCUGGGUCUCUAAGCAAUAUUGAAAAGCCUUUAGCCAGAUGACAGUUCUCUCAGCAUUGCUAGAGGAAAACAAGUGAACUUUGCAAAACCAACAUUGACUAUUAGUAAAACUUACCCUGGGAAGAAAGGUUUGCUUUGAUAAAGUCCUCUGAGACUGUCUCCCGUGCUCUUCGUUUGAAUGAGCAGGCAGACACAGAAAGAAGGUUUAGAACGGUAAGAAAUGUGGAAACAUCCUCAGUCAAGGGCAAAUCCUUGUUCAUCGUAUUGGAGAUAAAGGCUGUGCAUGCAAUAAAGCUUCUACUCAGAUGUCACACCUCAGUCAGCAGAGGGUUUUAAGCGGGGGAAGCCCCUUUGCCUGUAAGGUAUGUGGAAAACUCUUUAGCCACAAAUCGACUCUUACAGAGCACGAGCAUUUUCAUAACCGAGAGAAGCCUUUUGAAUGUACCGAGUGUGGGAAAGCCUUCAGCCAGAAACAGUAUGUCAUUAAGCACCAGAACACUCACACCGGGGAGAAGCUAUUCGAGUGUAAUGACUGCGGCAAGUCCUUUAGCCAGAAGGAAAACUUGCUUACCCAUCAGAAAAUUCACACUGGAGAGAAACCUUUUGAGUGCAAAGAUUGUGGGAAAGCUUUCAUUCAGAAGUCAAACCUCAUCAGACAUCAGAGAACUCACACAGGAGAGAAGCCCUUCAUAUGUAAGGAGUGUGGGAAGACCUUUAGCGGCAAAUCAAAUCUUACUGAGCACGAGAAAAUUCAUAUUGGUGAGAAACCCUUUAAGUGUAAUGAAUGUGGAACAGCUUUUGGCCAGAAAAAGUACCUGAUAAAACAUCAAAACAUUCACACUGGAGAGAAGCCGUAUGAAUGCAACGAGUGUGGGAAAGCCUUCUCUCAGCGAACAUCACUGAUUGUGCAUGUGAGGAUUCAUUCAGGUGAUAAGCCUUACGAGUGCAAUGUCUGUGGGAAAGCCUUCUCUCAGAGCUCAUCUCUAACCGUGCAUGUGAGGAGCCAUACGGGGGAGAAACCCUAUGGCUGCAAUGAAUGUGGGAAGGCCUUUUCUCAGUUCUCAACCCUGGCCCUGCAUCUGAGAAUACACACAGGUAAAAAGCCUUAUCAGUGUAGUGAGUGUGGGAAGGCUUUCAGCCAGAAGUCCCAUCACAUUAGACACCAGAAAAUCCAUACUCAUUAAAUGCUCUGAAUAUCUUCAAUGUGGGGAAGUGUUCAUUUGGAAUUUACACCUCAUAGUGCAUCAUUUGGUCAUUCUGAGGCUAAGCACCAUAAAUCAGCCAAACAUUUAUUAUAAGAUGUUGUGAACACCGGACAAUUCAUUCUGAAGGGAAAGAAGUGUGUAUGAUUAAAAGCCUGCACUCACCGAAUGCAACGGAAAAGAAAAGCAGUGUGGAACUGUGAACACAGCCGUCUACAAUCGGGAAUCGUCUACAAACAGGCCUGUUACUGACAGCCGUCAGCGGAGAUCUGCAGUUCCUCACUAGUCUAGUUAGUGAGGACAGACUAUAGGAUGAUAACUGUACGUUUACCAGAUUUAGAAUAUGAAAAUAAUUGCUCCAGCUGAACACCAAGAUUAUGUUUGGAGGUAAAUUGUUCUCUGAGGAGGAAACUGCACCCCACAAAGUAUAAACGAUAGUAAAAGUAAAAUAUAUGGAUACCGAAAGCAGAAAUAUAGAAAUGCUAUACAUACAAGUUUGACUCUGGGAGUGGGAAAACAUUCCUAGUAACCUUUGAAAAUACUUAGAAAUUCUCAUGAGUAUUUAUGCUCAGGAGGUGAGGCACCAGGAAAUUUACCAUGACUUAUUUAGAGUAGCCAAAUAUUAGAACUGACCUGCCUGUUGGGAAUGGAAUGAGGACAUUUUCGGUAGACUAUUAUGCAGAUAUCUGGCAGAUGCAACAGAUGAGUUGUGUGCAUAACUGGAGGGACUCUGGAAGUUAUGUGGGGAAACAGUUUACAGGACUCGUACAGGACAAUGACUUUCAAGUUAAAAUUUCCUUCUCAAAACUCAGCGUAUUAUGGUAUAAAUACACAUGUAUGUAAAUGUUUGAGAUGCAUCAGAAGGAUGUAGACCAACUCCUGAGAGAGGAAGGGAAGGGGGGAGGGGAGGGAGGGCUUCAGCUGUGAUAGAAGCAUUCGUUCUCGUAAAGACUGCGAGCAAAUAUAUGAAGAAACUGGCUAAUUUCAGUUGUGUUAUAUGGAUAUCAUGUCUUAUUUUUUGUACUUUUCUGUAUUUUUCAAAAUAAGAAUGGAAUGGUGGAACUCUGCACCUGUAGAGAUGGAUGUUAUAGUUGAUUAAUCCCAAUCAAAUACCAAGCUUUUAUAGAGAUGUUUCUAAAACUUUAACAUAACAAUGAGUGGAUGACUUGGCACUCUAUGUAAUGAAAUUAUCUAUUUUAUUAAAAUUUAAAAUGACAGCAUAUUCUU